AUGCUGCAGUUAAAACCUAGGAGAAUAAUUUUCAAUAUUUCCCAAAAUUUCCAGGUUAUUCAAGUUGUAGGUGAGGGGGCAUAUGGAGUCGUUUGCUUAGCUAUCCACAAGCCGACUGGAAUCAAGGUAGCAAUAAAAAAGCUUGAACCUUUUGAAAAGCCACUAUUCUGUCUUCGGGCGCUAAGAGAGAUUAAGCUCUUAACCUAUUUUAAAAAGCAUGAAAAUAUCAUUUCAAUCUUCGAUGUUCAGAAGCCACUUAAUUUUGAAAACUUCAAUGAAAUUUACUUAAUCCAAGAAUACAUGCCCAGUGAUUUACAUAAAACAAUAGCCACACAAAAUCUUACCGAUGAUCAUAUCCAAUAUUUUGUAUAUCAAAUAUUGAGGGGAUUAAAACUAAUUCAUAGUGCUAAUGUCAUUCACCGAGAUUUAAAGCCUUCGAAUAUACUUGUGAAUGAGAAUUGUGAUUUGAAGAUCUGUGAUUUUGGACUAGCAAGACUAGAUAUUUUAAAAGAGGGAUGCAACAAGAGAUUGGCAAUUAAUUCAGGCAUAUCAAUGUUAACAGAGUAUGUUGCAACACGGUGGUAUAGGGCACCAGAAAUUAUGUUGACAUCCUCACAAUAUUCAACAGCUAUAGACAUGUGGUCAGUAGGCUGUAUAUUAGCGGAAUUAUUUACAUGUACUCCAUUGUUUCCUGGAAAUGAUUAUAGGCAUCAAUUGAUACUAAUUUUCCAACUACUUGGCACACCAACAGAAGCUGAUUUGACUUGUAUAAAAUCACAAAGAGCUAAAAAUUACAUUAAGACACUUCCAUAUUGUAGUCCGUUGAACUUGGAUCAGGUAUUUAAUAGACAUCCGAAUCGUGCCAAAAGAUUUGCCGGUCAACCAAUAAACCCUUUAGGACUUGACUUGUUAAAGAAAUUAUUAGUGUUUGAUCCCAAAGAGAGAUUGACAGUAGAAGAAGCAUUGGAACAUCCCUAUGUUUCUACAUACCACGACCCGGAAGACGAACCAACGAUUGCGCCCAUACCACACGAGGAAUUUGAAUUUGACAAGAGCAAGGAUAAAUUGAGCAUUCUUGAACUCAAACGACAAUUAUACAAUGAUAUAAUUAAAUGCAACCGGUGA
This is a messenger RNA of Debaryomyces fabryi, 1125 nucleotides long. RefSeq lists its product as uncharacterized. Bases 1 to 1125 code for a protein of 374 amino acids. Gene Ontology annotation, biological process: intracellular signal transduction; protein phosphorylation. Gene Ontology annotation, cellular component: nucleus; cytoplasm. The transcript has a single exon. The record is from RefSeq and is a predicted model, not a curated record. Gene Ontology annotation, molecular function: MAP kinase activity; ATP binding. NCBI's taxonomy places the organism in Eukaryota, Fungi, Ascomycota, Pichiomycetes, Serinales, Debaryomycetaceae.